Saccoglossus kowalevskii is the source of this 1887-nucleotide messenger RNA. Its product is annotated as muscarinic acetylcholine receptor gar-3-like. Gene Ontology annotation, biological process: adenylate cyclase-activating adrenergic receptor signaling pathway; positive regulation of MAPK cascade. Gene Ontology annotation, cellular component: plasma membrane. Gene Ontology annotation, molecular function: G protein-coupled receptor activity. The record is from RefSeq and is a predicted model, not a curated record. Lineage: Eukaryota; Metazoa; Hemichordata; Enteropneusta; Harrimaniidae.
AUGUACAAUGCCUCCGCUAACUGGUCGAGCGACGAACCACCGACGGAGUACGAGUUACCGGUUUCGCCGUACAGCUUACCCGUAAAAGUUGUGUUACUCAUCUUGUCCAUAGCGAUAACCGCCGCAGCAAUUGUCGGAAAUGCCCUGAUUAUUACGGCUUUCUUUACAACGCCUCGACUGCGAAGACUGACAAAUUAUUUUUACGUAAGUUUGGCUAUAACUGACCUAACCGCGGGGAUACUUGUCAUGCCGUAUAUGGUCUCGUACACAAUUCUUUUUUACUGGAAAUUUGGAAAACCGUUUUGCGUCUUCUGGUUGUGUGUCGACAUGUUCGUGUAUUCGUCAUCAGUAUACCACAUGUGUGUUAUAUGCCUGGAUCGUUUUCUUGCCAUAAGGUUUCCAUUUAUGUACCGUAUCAGGCGAACACGUAAACUGGUGAUCACACUUCUUAUUACAGCGUGGGCCUUGGGGCUGGCUUUCGAAGUUCCUGUCACGAUUUUGUACGAACACAUUGCCGGGGAAAGUGUGAUCGCUUAUGAAGAGGAGUGCGACGUAGAAUGGGUGGAGAAUGCGCCGGUGACGAUCGUCAGUUUUAUUGUUACAGUGAUUAUCCCAUUUUUAUUCACCCUUAUACUUUACGUGCAUAUUUUCGUGACGAUUCGUCGAAGUCAUCGCUAUUCAAUAACUACAGAAAGCCAAACAAACACAGCGGACAAAAAGGAAGCGGGGCGUUUGAAAAGCUCCACGUUAUUUGCCUGUAUGAGACUGAGGCCACGCUUUGAUCGUAACAGAACUGAAAGUGAUCAGGACAAAAGCGUAGCUGACCAGAACGCCGAGUCCAUUCAGGUCACUAAAACCAAGAACGAACGUGCACAAUAUACUGGAUUUAAUUUCAGCUUGUGCAAGCGAUUGCGAAAUAUCUGUUGUUUUCAUUGGAAACAUCAUAGUUACAACUUAAAUGAAUCGUUUACAACGAACCCGCUCAAUACACAGAAACACAAGGUGAUCAUGGUUGGCUUCCAACAGAGAGCGUUAACUGACAUUUCCGAGGUGCAAUCAGAAGGCCGACUGAGAAGUCUCGGAAUGAAUUCGACUACUGUCGAUUUCAGUACUUACAACGAGCACACGACUGACACGGAAAAGGAUGUUUCACACGUUUUUCCAUCGCGGUACACGGACCAACACAGUGAUAUUAAUAAGAACACUAAUUCAAUAUUAGAAAACUCCUAUUCAUAUGUAAAUAAGGGAAUGACAAUUGAAUUAGAAGAUGUAUCUAUCACAAAUAUACCGUUUAUACAUAAUAAAACAAAAGGCACCAAUACUAGACCAAUCAAUGAAAAGGACGAAACGGUGUCUCACUAUGAACAGGAAGCCAGAAAAAAUAAGUCUUUUGAGACUAGACGGACAGAAGAACAAAUAAUCACCACCACGAGAGUAAAUAAAACAAUGAAAAAGAAAGAGAUCAACGGGAAUGAAAACUACAAUUGCGAAAAAGAUGCUAAUCGGCGUAGAAGCAAAGAAUCCCUGAUGGCAAAACAAAAAGCCAAAGAGAGACGGGCAGCCGCCACUCUAGGCAUUUUACUAGGGGUAUUUCUCAUCACAUGGUUGCCAUGGAAAAUAACGACAAUAGCCGACUCAUUUGCGCAAAAGUAUCUUUUCCCAGAUCUGUGGUAUGAAUUCGCCAUCUGGUUGCAAUAUUCUAAUUCAAUGAUUAAUCCAUUUCUAUAUAUAUUCCGGGACAAACACUUUCGAAUUGCCGUUAGGGGAAUAAUUUGUCGAUUUUUAUGUCGGAAACAUGUUGGUCAAAACUCUAGCUCUAGUUCAGGGCAAAUAAAUUCUCGCCGCCCAGCGAUAAGCCACGUGUAUGUCACAACCAGCGAAUUUUAA